AUGGUUGCACCCUGGUAUGUGCCAUGUCUAGCUUCACUUGAGACCCUCCAAGAAUUAUGUAGGAAGGAAAAUCUCAGAUGUAAAUCCAUUGGAAUCACCAACAGGAGUCUAAAGAGUUAUGAGGUGGAAUAUUUGUGUGACUACAAGGUAGAAGAGGGCACAGAAUACUAUCUUGUGAAAUGGAAAGGGUGGCCAGAAUCUUCAAAUACUUGGGAACCUCAGAAAAAUCUGAAAUGCCCAUUGCUUCUUCAAAACUUUCGUAGUGACAAGAAUGAAUACUUGUCUCGGAUGAGAGAAGGCAAAGCACUGAAAGUGAGAAACCAUAUUAAAGCUUUAAAACCUGCAGUUGCAGAUUACAUUGUAAAGAAGGCUAAGCAAAGAAUAGCUCUGCAGAGAUGGAAAGAAGAACUCAACAGGAAAAAGAAUCAUAAAGCAAUGAUUCUGGUAGAAAAUACUGUGGAUCUUGAAGGCCCUCCUUUAGACUUCUACUACAUUAAUGAGUAUAAAACUGAUCCGGGAAUAAAUGUAAUAAACGGAAUAACGACUGGCUGUGAAUGCACUGACUGCCCUGCUGAGAAGUGCUGUCCAAAGGAGGCUGGAUUUAUUUUGGCUUACAAUAAACGAAAGAAGUUGAAAAUCCAGCCCGGCUUGCCCAUCUAUGAAUGCAAUUCUUUUUGUAGGUGUGGGCCUGACUGCCCUAAUAGGAUAGUACAGAAAGGUACACCGUAUUCUCUUUGCAUCUUCAGAACUAACAAUGGCCGUGGUUGGGGAGUGAAAACCCUCCAGGAAAUCAAAACGAACAGUUUUGUGAUGGAGUAUGUUGGAGAGGUGAUUACAAGUGAGGAAGCGGAGAGACGAGGCCAGCUCUAUGACAACCAGGGAAAUACAUACUUAUUUGAUUUGGACUAUGACUCGGAUGAAUUUACAGUAGAUGCAGCUCGAUACGGAAAUGUGUCCCACUUUGUGAAUCACAGCUGUGAUCCAAAUCUUCAAGUCUUCAAUGUGUUUAUUGAUAACCUCGACUUGCGUCUUCCUCGAAUCGCACUGUUUUCUACACGAACCAUCAAGGCUGGAGAAGAGCUCACCUUUGACUACCAGAUGAAAGGUUCAAUAGAUCUGACUUCAGACUCUGCUGAUGGUCUCAGCCCAUCCAAAAAGAGGAUCAGAACUGUCUGUAAAUGCGGAGCUGUGUGUUGCAGAGGUUAUCUCAACUGAGUUCCGGUAUCCAAAGUCACAAAUACUUUGUUCUCUUUUAAAUGUGUUGUAAGAAGACUCUUCUUUCGAACAUAUAUUCAAGUACUCUUACAUCUAGUGUAAAUAA
This is a messenger RNA of Opisthocomus hoazin, 1321 nucleotides long. Lineage: Eukaryota; Metazoa; Chordata; Aves; Opisthocomiformes; Opisthocomidae. The record is from RefSeq and is a predicted model, not a curated record.